Messenger RNA from Cicer arietinum (chickpea), 2004 nucleotides. Its product is annotated as cell division protein FtsZ homolog 2-2, chloroplastic-like. Gene Ontology annotation, biological process: chloroplast fission. NCBI's taxonomy places the organism in Eukaryota, Viridiplantae, Streptophyta, Magnoliopsida, Fabales, Fabaceae. The record is from RefSeq and is a predicted model, not a curated record. Gene Ontology annotation, molecular function: GTP binding; GTPase activity. Gene Ontology annotation, cellular component: cytoplasm; chloroplast.
AAGUGCUAACCGUAAAACCCCUUAGUAGUUUUCAGCACUGCCAUUUGGGUUUACCAAUCAAAUGCUUCCCACAAAGUUCUCUUCUUCAACUUUCUCUUUUUCUUUCUCUUAAUCGCUUUCUUUUAUUCUUUACUAUCUCAUCACCCCAUUUUCUCUAUACCCCCUUUGUUAUUACUGACUUGAUGAUGGUGAUAGUGUAGCAUUCAUGGACACCUUUAAUUUUUGAUGUAAUGAACAGGUUUUCGAAGAAAUAUUUCUGAGCCAAUGGAAAGUUUCAAUGUCGUGGGUCCCUAAAUCCCCCAACUUUGAAGUUUAGAACACCAUAUAAUGGUGACUUGUGUGUCAACAAAUUUUGCGCAUUCUAAUGCUUUAGGGGUGUUGAAUGUUGUUAGAGGAAGAACAUUGAUUGAGAGUUUCCCUAAGAGAGUUAGUUUCAUGAAAAAGUUUGAUAGUAAUAAUGGAUUUCUAGGUGGUGUAAGAAAAUUAGGGUUAGUUCAAUUUAAGUGUUUAGCUAGUUCCAAUAAUGUUAGUUCAUAUCAUAGUCAAGACUCUUUUUUACAUCUACAUCCAGAGAUUUCGAUGCUUAGAGGUGAAUCAAGCGGAAUAGUGAACAUUCCAAGAAAUGAUAGUUUAGGUGAGGAUUUAUCAGAGAGCUUAGGAGUUACAUCUAGUGAAAGUAGUUAUAAUCAGGCAAAGAUCAAAGUUAUUGGUGUUGGAGGUGGUGGAUCGAACGCGGUGAAUCGAAUGAUAGAGAGUUCGAUGAAUGGAGUAGAGUUUUGGAUUGUUAAUACUGAUGUACAGGCAAUGAGAAUGUCGCCUGUUUUUCCUGAGAAUCGUCUGCAAAUUGGUUUGGAGCUUACACGAGGUCUUGGUGCCGGUGGUAACCCUAAGACUGGAAUGAAUGCUGCCAAAGAAAGCAGAGAAUCGAUUGAAGAGGCGGUUUAUGGAGCUGAUAUGGUCUUUGUUACAGCGGGAAUGGGCGGUGGAACUGGAACAGGCGGUGCUCCGAUUAUUGCUGGUGUUGCAAAGUCGAUGGGUAUACUGACUGUUGGGAUUGUCACAACACCUUUUUCAUUUGAAGGGAGAAAAAGAGCCAUUCAAGCACAAGAAGGAAUUACAGCUCUAAGAGAUAAUGUAGAUACUCUAAUUGUUAUUCCAAAUGACAAACUGUUAACCGCGGUUUCUCAAUCAACGCCUGUAACUGAAGCAUUCAAUCUUGCUGAUGAUAUUCUUCGACAGGGCGUUCGUGGCAUAUCUGAUAUUGUUACAAUACCAGGGUUGGUAAAUGUAGAUUUUGCCGAUGUUCGAGCUAUAAUGGCCAAUGCUGGUUCUUCACUGAUGGGGAUAGGAACUGCAACUGGGAAAACAAGAGCAAGAGAUGCUGCAUUAAAUGCUAUCCAAUCACCUUUACUAGAUACUGGUAUAGAGAGAGCUACUGGAAUUGUAUGGAACAUAACUGGUGGGAGUGAUCUAACCUUGUUUGAGGUAAAUGCGGCUGCAGAGGUUAUCUAUGACCUGGUCGACCCUAGUGCUAAUUUAAUUUUCGGAGCAGUAAUAGAUCCAUCACUCACUGAUCAAGUAAGCAUAACAUUAAUUGCAACUGGAUUCAAGUGUCAAGAGGAAAAUGAAGAAAGGUCGCCCUUACAGGCUAAUCAGCUCGCUCAGGGUGAUACAGCCGUCGGUUUCAAUGGGCGACCCUCCUCUUUCUUGGAUGAUGCUAGUUUGUUUGAGAUCCCUGAAUUCUUAAAGAAGAAAGGACGCUCACGCUAUCCGAGAGUUUAAAUACUCUUCUUCAUUUCUUCACGAUUCAUCAAUUUUUACUCAAGCGUUGUUGAUACAGUUUCGGUUUGUUCAUGUAGACUUCUGCAAAUUACUUGAGGAAUUGAAGCUUUUAUGAUUUCCUUGUUUGCAUAUUUGAAUAAGUUAAUUUAGCUUGUAUUCUUGUACAGGAAUAUUUCUUAAUGCUCAGAGCCUGUUAUAAUUCUUUGGCCUGUUUCAUGAAUA